AUGGUGACCACUGUCAAGUCCUUGACUGCGACAUCCGCCUCGGAGCAAUAUUGGGCUGCGCGCGCAUUGACCGCGGAAACGCUUCUCUCAGCUCGGCUUGCGCACCAGAGCGAGAUGGCGCAGGCCAUUGAAACUGCAGAGGAGAAACGUGCUCGUGAGGUAUACGCGAUACAGCAGUACCACGAUGAACGACAUACCAGACUGGAGAGACUCAUUGUCCUUCUCCUCACAUGUCUUAUUACAUUUGCGGCGGUGGUUUUAUAUCUACUUGCGCGUAGCCAGAAUCACACGCAUUCUACACGGUGGUCUAUGCCAUCGCACUUUACGAUCCCUAUUCUCUCUCCAUUCGCCUCUGUGGUGGAACAUGAAACAUCCGUUGUGAACGUCAAGCUACUUACGAUCUGCGUUAUUUGUUUCUCUGUUCUGACGUAUGCGGCCUUUCGAUAUUGGUUGACCCACGCGCGUCUACGAUGA
Messenger RNA from Postia placenta MAD-698-R-SB12, 474 nucleotides. RefSeq lists its product as hypothetical. The record is from RefSeq and is a predicted model, not a curated record. Bases 1 to 474 code for a protein of 157 amino acids. Lineage: Eukaryota; Fungi; Basidiomycota; Agaricomycetes; Polyporales; Adustoporiaceae. The transcript has 4 exons.